Messenger RNA from Botrytis porri, 255 nucleotides. RefSeq lists its product as uncharacterized. The record is from RefSeq and is a predicted model, not a curated record. NCBI's taxonomy places the organism in Eukaryota, Fungi, Ascomycota, Leotiomycetes, Helotiales, Sclerotiniaceae. The transcript is spliced from 4 exons. Gene Ontology annotation, cellular component: respiratory chain complex IV; mitochondrion. Bases 1 to 255 code for a protein of 84 amino acids.
AUGUCUGAGGAACGCGAGACCAAGCCCUUCAAGUUCGUUACUGGAUUCGACGCUCGAUUCCCCAACCAGAACCAAACUAAACAUUGCUGGCAAAACUAUGUCGAUUAUCACAAGUGUGUCCUAGCCAAGGGCGAGGAUUUCGCACCAUGCCGUCAAUUCUUCUUGGCUUAUAAGUCAUUGUGCCCAAGUGCCUGGGUUGAGAGAUGGGAUGACCAACGUGACAACGGAACAUUCCCCACUCGAUUGGAUCAGUAA